Molecule: messenger RNA, 2270 nt
Organism: Oppiella nova
Lineage: Eukaryota; Metazoa; Arthropoda; Arachnida; Sarcoptiformes; Oppiidae
Source: the annotation of a GenBank genome assembly
CAAACUUUGUGCGGCCUUCACAUCAAGUGAUUGCAAGUGUUUUGUCAAAACUUAUAGUCAGUUAGCGUUGAGUUCAUUAACAGUCAUAUUGUUUACCACUAUUUAAGUGAUAAAUACAGCACUGAAUGGACUUUAAGUUCACAGAUUGUGUCCAAUACUUGAUUACUGUCUAAUCGAUGGUUUAGAUCCUUCAUAAGUACACCACAAGUAUCCAAUAUGAAGACAUUGUUGAGCAGUUUGUAUAGAAAUGAUUGCAAACUGUGGUCACACGUGUUGUCCACCAAAUGGUCCACCAAUUCAAGAGCGUAUUCAUCCGUUUCGACAAUCAAUCAAAAUGUUGUCAACGAAACCAAACUCAACUCAAAGACCAUUCGCACGGAAGCGAAGGCCAAUUGGAUCCCAUUCUCGAGACCAAGACAUGGCUGCUUCACACAAGAGAUGCCACAACUGGACAAUCAGUUCACUUCGGACGCCUUUCUUCAGCGAUAUCUGCAAAGAGUUCUCCCAAAAGAUAUGUAUAACGAGAUCAGCGGUGAUUUGACACGAUUUGGCAGUCGUGUGGCCACUGAUGUCUACGAAUUAGGUCUUGAAUGUGACAAACAUCUGCCACAACUGGUCCAACAGAACGCUUGGGGACACAUCUGUAAUGAUCUCUAUGUCUGCGAUGCAUGGAAGCAACAGAAGGUAGUGUCAGCCGAAGAAGGGGUCGUUGCCAUCGGUUAUGAACGCAAAUACCGGGAGUUCUCGCGAUUAUAUCAAUUCGCGAAACUCUUUCUGUACGCCCCCUCCUCUGGACUCUACUCGUGUCCCAUAGCUAUGGUCGACGGCGCCGCCAAAACCAUUGAAUCUCUGGCUCUCGACAAACAGCCUCUCUAUGAAGACAUCUUUGAACGGCUCACCACUCGAGACACCAACAGAUUCUACACAUCCGGACAAUGGAUGACCGAAAAGGGCGGCGGAUCUGAUGUCGCCGGCGGUACUGAGACAGUGGCCGUCCCUAUGGGUCGGGAUAUGUUUAAACUGUAUGGCUAUAAAUGGUUCUCUUCGGCCACCGACGCAGACAUAGCCUUAACAUUGGCCCGAAUUGCUGACGACGAGGGAAAUGUAUUACAGGGAACGCAAGGACUGACACUGUUUUUACUGAAAGUCAGAGACGAUACGAGCAAACAAUUGAAUGGCAUUGAUAUGAUUAGACUGAAAGACAAAUUAGGGACCCGUCAGGUGCCCACCGCUGAGUUACUUCUGGACGGCACUGUCGCUCAUAAAAUGUCUGAAGAGGGCAGAGGUGUGGCCGCCAUCGCCAAUAUGCUUCAAAUCACACGCAUUCAUAAUGCUGUUGGAAGUGCAGGUUCUAUGAGAAGAAUAAUAAGUAUUGCCAGAGAUUAUGCUCAGAGAAGGAAAGCAUUUGGCAAACCCAUCAGUCAGUAUCCAAUUCACAUGCAAACACUGGCCCGUAUGGACAUCGAGGCAAAGGGCGCCUUUAUGUUAGCCUUUGAGACCGUAAGACUGUUAGGCAAACAAGAGAUGGGUUUGGCUACUGAUGAAGACGUACUGGUGUUGCGAUUAUUGAAUCCAAUUUCAAAACUAUUUGUUUGCAAACAAGCGCUUUCAACCAUAUCUGAAGGAUUGGAGGCUUUUGGAGGACAGGGAGCUAUGGAGGACACGGGACUGCCUGUUUUGCUGAGAGAUUCUCAGAUUUUUACGAUAUGGGAGGGAACUACUAAUAUAUUGUCUUUGGAUGUGUUGCGAGUUUUAUCCAAAACCGGUGGCGAAGCUCUGCGUGCCUUAAGAUCUCAUAUUAGAAGUCGUUUAGAGUUAGCUUUAAAUCACGCAAUACUUAAAGAGGAAGCCAUCAAAGUUCAGACGGCUAUCGACUCCAUCAUUGACUUGAUUUACAAUAAUCCCAAUGUAUUGGAGGCCGGCUCUCGUGAUUUGGCAUUCAGUUUGGCCCGACUUUUCAUUGCGUCCACACUUCUGGAGUCGUCGUGUUUGGUGGGCUCCACAGACUUGGAUGAGAUAACAGCGCUCAGAUGGUGUAAAAGCCAAGACUUGACACCUUUUCUUACAAAUUAUGGACUCAAUUAUUAUGAUAAAAACUCGAUUGAAAACAAUUACAAACUGGUUAUGGAAUCCUAUAAUAAGUGAAUCUUAAUGUCUGUAUCGACACAUCUAUUGAUCGGUGAAAUAUUUUCAAUGUUUUAAUGUGGCAGUAGUUAUACGGUAUAAGAUAUGACAUUCUGUACGGUACUGUUCUCUAUAUAUUUGGGCAC